CGCUCGUGGUCCGUCUGCGAACUCUACGCAUUCGUAUUCUCGGUCAUCAAGUCCGGGACCAGGAUUUGACAAUAGCCCGACAAUGCCCAUGAAUUCCCACUCAGUAUCAAACCCGUAUGUAGCGGAGGCACGAGCUCGUGUGCGUGAUCGUGCUCGGGGGAUAACCAAGGGCGGUUCGUACGGACCCGAACAGACCAAUAACGACGGUUAUGUUGCUCAAUACGAACCUGCUGCUGCAUACAGCAUCGGCCACGGAAACGAUAAUGCAGGAUUGGGUAAUGGCACGCAACGCAAUGAUUCAUGGGGAGGUCAAUACGCUCCGUGAGCAUGUAGUGGAUUGAAUGGACGACAAACUCGGGACUUUCUCUUCCGUUCCUUCCAUCUUUGCGCCCCCACAUAAUUAUGUCCUUUGUGUUCUUUUAUUUAAGAAUUCCUUUCUUUCAUUACUUUACCUUGGGACGCUCGUUUUUUCUUACCUUCGUCGUUCGUUAAUAAUUGUUGCCUUUAUCCUUCCUUCCUGUUCAUUCCUGUUCCGUCGUGGACCUUGACUUUCAAGCAGUUUAAAUGUCUACGAAUUA
This is a messenger RNA of Fomitiporia mediterranea MF3/22, 578 nucleotides long. RefSeq lists its product as uncharacterized. Bases 83 to 325 code for a protein of 80 amino acids. NCBI's taxonomy places the organism in Eukaryota, Fungi, Basidiomycota, Agaricomycetes, Hymenochaetales, Hymenochaetaceae. The record is from RefSeq and is a predicted model, not a curated record. The transcript has a single exon.